AUGUUGACUGCCAACCACUUCCAACGACCGGGCCACGGAGAGCCAACCUGCCAAAUGACUACUACUGAAAAUCUGCCAGAUGAAAAUGGCCCUGGUCGCAAUGAAAGAAGUCCUGAUCAGUGUAGAUUGAUAGAUGUGCACCCUAGGGGCGAUACUGCUGACUUCCCCACUGGAGGGCGGGAUGUGCCCUCGUCUCUCAACUGCGGCGAAGCUGAAUCCGCCAUAGGAAUUGCUCGAAGAAUCUGUCAACUUGGCAGCCAUAAUAUUGAUGAACAAACCACAUCCGCCAUACCCGGCUACCAGGCCAGCAUCGGUGGUUCUAUGGCAAACUCAGCAACGGGCCGACGCAUUCCGAUAUCUUCUAUAUUGAGUCGCCCGUUCCCUCCUAUGGAGGUUGUAUACAGUCUGUUGGAAGAUUAUUUCGAUGCCAUACACUGGUUUUCUCUUGCCAUUUAUGAGCCGAAAUUCAGAAAGAGCCUCCUUUCAAUCGCGCAUGGUUCUGCAUACCCCUCGCAAAGACCGUUUCUCGUGCUGUUAGCUAUGAUGCUCGCAAUGGCAUCGUGGUACCGAUCCCAGAAGAGCUGUACAGAUCCGGCUGCCAGCAGCCAUGACAUGGAGAAAUUGAGUGCAGACCUGUUGGGGCUGGUUGAGUCCAAUCUGGUAGAAUUAAUGGAUCAACCUUCCGUCACCUCAGCCCAGACCUGCAUUCUCCUGGGAUCGCAUUAUGUCUAUCACGGUCGUCCAAAUCUCUCCUUUUCUUUAUUAGGAGCGACCAUAAAGAUGGCCCAGUCUUUAGGAAUGCACCGAGGACUUGUACGGGGGGAUUUCGAAAAUAUCGAGGAAAGAAAAAGAGUGUGGUGGACGAUUUACACAUGGGAUAGGUUCGCAUCAAUUACUUACGGCCGGCCAUUGGGUAUCAACGACAAGGAUUGCAAUCUUGACAUGCCAGCGGAUGUGUUCGAGAACCCAAAGUUUGUUGCUCCAGCCUCCGGUCAGGAUAUUCCCAUAUGCUAUUCAACCUACCAGCGGGAGUUGAACCAGCUCUACUUGAUUGCAUCGCCUGCGCUCAAGACCGUUUUCGGCUCACGAACCCUAAGAACUUCCGAACAGCUGAACGGUGACACAUAUUUUGCACUAGUCAGACAUGCCACCGAGAACCUCCAGAGAUGGCGAUCCUGCCUUCCUAGCCAUUUAGCUUUGGAUCUUAGUCGGGACUUCGAUCCCGAUGAUAGGCCGAGCUUGAGGGCACACGCUCUGCAGUCUCUGUCGCUGCAACUGACUUACGACAAUGUUCUCAUUGUGCUGCAUCGACCUUUGUUAGCACGGCAGGUUGAUCAUCUAUAUACCGUGGAUAAACAAUCACCAGAGGGAAGCAGAACGGACAACAUCAUGUACCAUCCGAAUACCACUCCCUCCGUAGCCCAGUCGAGCUUAUCUCCCGACUCCACGUUUCCCAAUACCCAGACCACAAGUCCAGAUCUAUGGAUGAACGCUGCAAAAAGAACAUCAAGGGUGACAGAAAUGCCGGCUCUAGCCCAGCUUGCGACCGACAGCCACCUGGGCGCAUUUCUUGCAAUCAACCUAUUCAAUGCUGCAAUCGUGUUGGCUGUGAUGGCUCUCUCAGAGCCUCUUUCCGAUACCGCGCAGGAAGUGAAGCGCACAAUUACUCGCAUUCUUCGCCUGCAAGAUCUGCUCGGAAAACGGUUUGCACUAUCGAAGCAAAGCACCGCUGUGCUGAAGAAUGUUGUUAUCAUGCUGCUCCGUCGUGAAUCAGCUGCGAUGCUCGCUCCAAUUACCGGAACAAGCCAAGUAAUGGGUCACCAGCCUUUACAGGCCCCGCCAGAUCCGUCAUUGAUUUCUGUUGAAGACACACUUCGCAUGCCGCUCGAUGCCGCAUGGGACUCUCGUAAUCCUCUUGCUAGGGACCAACGCCUGCCGGACCUCAGCAGGGCUGAUCGUCUGAACAAUAGCCUGACGUCUGUCCAAUAUGCCUUGGGCCCAGGGGAUCUCGCUGCCGGCAUACCUACUGGCGGAGAUAGCCUUCAGCUUCGUGAGUUUGUUGAGCUAGGCAUACAGACACAUGAAGGAUACCAGCUACCAGCAGAAUAUGAUUGGAGUAUGUCUGGUCUGUCUCGGGAACCUGUAGAAAACAACCAGCAGGACAGUGUGGAAGGCGGGUUAUAUUGGUUAUGGGACAUGACAUGGAAUGGAGCUGGGGGGUAA
This is a messenger RNA of Penicillium vulpinum, 2223 nucleotides long. Its product is annotated as fungal specific transcription factor domain-containing protein. The record is from RefSeq and is a predicted model, not a curated record. Lineage: Eukaryota; Fungi; Ascomycota; Eurotiomycetes; Eurotiales; Aspergillaceae. Gene Ontology annotation, molecular function: zinc ion binding; DNA binding. The transcript is spliced from 3 exons. Gene Ontology annotation, biological process: DNA-templated transcription. Bases 1 to 2223 code for a protein of 740 amino acids.